This is a messenger RNA of Knipowitschia caucasica, 456 nucleotides long. The record is from the annotation of a GenBank genome assembly. NCBI's taxonomy places the organism in Eukaryota, Metazoa, Chordata, Actinopteri, Gobiiformes, Gobiidae.
AUGCGAGAAACUAUCCAGGGGAUAGUGCUCGCGUUGCCCACCUUCCUGGGAAUGGAAGGACUGGCCGUCCUCGUCGCAAGCCUUCACCGAAUCCCCUUCAUUGUUGUCGGCCCCCGCUGUCCUGGAAGAGGCAUCUGCAGAGACGCGGCCAAACGAACAGACACGCACAGUAUAGAUGUCCCCUUGGUCACCUGGGACCCUGCAGACAUGUCAGGUAUAAUCUCCUGUCCGGCUCCUCACACCAGACAGGGGCCUGAUCUCAACAUAGUUGCUGGACUCCUCACUAAACUGGAAAUGAGUGACACUACAUGUUUAAGUGUCCACCUUUACCACCCUGGAACCACCAAAGAAGAACACAAAGGAGAAGGUAGCGAAGGGAGUCGCCUCUCAUUCCCAGCUGGAGAGUAUGUAGCAGAGGAGCUGUGUGUCAUCGCGGCGAAAGCAUGUGGUAAGUAG